Merops nubicus (carmine bee-eater) is the source of this 1578-nucleotide messenger RNA. It is a transcript of the gene SLC2A2, whose product is annotated as solute carrier family 2 (facilitated glucose transporter), member 2. Gene Ontology annotation, biological process: D-glucose transmembrane transport. Gene Ontology annotation, cellular component: brush border; membrane. Lineage: Eukaryota; Metazoa; Chordata; Aves; Coraciiformes; Meropidae. Bases 1 to 1578 code for a protein of 525 amino acids. The record is from RefSeq and is a predicted model, not a curated record. The transcript is spliced from 11 exons.
AUGGACAAGAAAAGCAAAAUGCAAGCAGAGAAGCACCUGACAGGAACGUUGGUCCUCUCCGUCUUCACUGCGGUGUUGGGCUUCUUCCAGUACGGCUACAGCCUGGGUGUCAUUAACGCCCCCCAGAAGGUGAUAGAAGCUCACUAUGGGCGUGUGCUGGGCAUUGCCCCCCCAGACAGACGUGCCACCAACGCCUCCACGGAGGGCGGCACAGGGCCCUGGGGUGGCCCCGAGGGCACACUCGCACCCCCGGCCAGCAGCAGCGGGGACCUGGCUGCCACGCACGUCCUCACCAUGUACUGGUCCCUCUCGGUCUCCGUGUUCGCCAUCGGCGGCAUGGUCUCCUCCUUCACCGUCGGCUGGAUCGGCGACCGCCUGGGGAGGGUGAAAGCCAUGCUGGUGGUGAACGUGCUCUCCAUCGCCGGGAACCUCCUCAUGGGGCUGGCGAAAUUCGGGCCAUCCCACGUGCUCAUCAUUGCCGGGAGAGCCGUCACGGGGCUGUACUGUGGGCUCUCCUCCGGACUCGUGCCCAUGUACGUCAGCGAGGUCUCUCCCACCGCCCUUCGGGGAGCUCUGGGGACGUUGCACCAGCUUGCCAUCGUCACGGGUAUCCUCAUCAGCCAGGUCCUUGGACUGGACUUUCUCCUGGGCAACGAUGAGAUGUGGCCCCUGCUCCUCGGUCUGUCUGGUGUGGCUGCCCUCCUGCAGUUCUUCCUGCUCCUACUCUGUCCCGAGAGCCCCCGAUACCUUUACAUCAAACUGGGGAAGGUGGAAGAAGCUAAAAAAAGUUUGAAAAGGCUCAGAGGAAACUGUGACCCAAUGAAAGAGAUUGCUGAGAUGGAAAAGGAGAAGCAAGAAGCUGCAAGUGAGAAGAAAGUCUCCAUAAGGCAGCUUUUCACCUCUUCAAAGUACAGGCAAGCUGUCAUCGUGGCGCUGAUGGUGCAGAUAUCUCAGCAGUUCUCAGGAAUCAAUGCGAUCUUUUACUACUCCACAAACAUUUUCGAGAGAGCUGGAGUUGGCCAACCAGUUUACGCAACCAUUGGCGUUGGAGUGGUGAACACAGUAUUCACUGUUAUCUCCGUCUUUCUGGUGGAGAAGGCGGGCAGGAGGUCCCUGUUCCUGGCUGGUUUGAUGGGCAUGUUAAUAAGCGCUGUGGCCAUGACAGUUGGACUUGUGCUCCUGAGCCAGUUUGCCUGGAUGAGCUACGUCAGCAUGGUCGCGAUCUUCCUCUUCGUCAUCUUCUUCGAAGUGGGGCCGGGGCCCAUCCCCUGGUUCAUCGUGGCCGAGCUGUUCAGCCAAGGCCCGCGGCCCCCCGCCAUCGCCGUCGCCGGCUUCUGCAACUGGGCCUGCAACUUUAUCGUGGGGAUGUGCUUCCAGUACAUAGCGGAUCUGUGUGGGCCGUACGUGUUUGCCAUCUUCGCGGCUCUGCUUCUGCUCUUCUUUCUGUUUGCGUACUUCAAAGUCCCGGAGACAAAAGGGAAGUCUUUUGAGGAGAUUGCAGCCGUGUUCCGCCGCAAGAAGCUCCCAGCCAAAGCCAUGACCGAGCUGGAAGACCUGCGGGGCAGGGAGGAAGCAUAG